Molecule: messenger RNA, 469 nt
Organism: Staurois parvus
Lineage: Eukaryota; Metazoa; Chordata; Amphibia; Anura; Ranidae
Source: the annotation of a GenBank genome assembly
GGCGGUGGACAUGGUAUACGUGGACAGAGGGGUGGUGGUGGACAUGGUAUACUUGGACAGAGGGGUGGGGACGUGGUAUACUUGGACAGAGGGGUGGACGUGGUAUACUUGGACAGAGGGGUGGCGGUGGACGUGGUAUACUUGGACAGAGGGGUGGAUGUGGUAUACUUGGACAGAGGGGUGGACGUGGUAUACUUGGACAGAGGGGUGGCGGUGGACAUGGUAUACUUGGACAGAGGGGUGGAUGUGGUAUACUUGGACAGAGGGGUGGCGGUGGACGUGGUAUACUUGGACAGAGGGGUGGCGGUGGACGUGGUAUACUUGGACAGAGGGGUGGCGGUGGACAUGGUAUACUUGGACAGAGGGGUGGAUCUGGGGGAGGUCAAUGGUGGAGAAGGAUCUGGGGGGGGGGUCAAUGGUGGAGAAGGAUGUGGGGGGGGGGUCAAUGGUGGAGAAGGAUCUGGGGGGU